Molecule: messenger RNA, 7347 nt
Organism: Schistosoma curassoni
Lineage: Eukaryota; Metazoa; Platyhelminthes; Trematoda; Strigeidida; Schistosomatidae
Source: the annotation of a GenBank genome assembly
AUGGUUAAUUUGGGAUUUAAUAAUAAUACGUUACAAGAUUUAAAUGAAUCUUCCACUCAGUCUUGUUCUAGCAGAAAUUUUCCAAAUUUUCUUGGAGAAAGAAAUUAUGCUGAUUUGAAAUGUAUAAAGGGUAAAAGUCUUCGAGAGAAAUUUCAUGAAUUAUUGCCUCCUAAUCAUUCUGCACAUCUAAAAUCUGAACUUGAUAAACGUAUCGAUCGUUUCAGGGAAUCUUGUUUACACCUGGUUGGAAAAGAUUCAGUUAAUAUCAAAGAGCUUGGUACAUGUGCAAUGUUUAUUUUAUUAGGCGAUAUGGGUGAGCAGUUGAUGGAAUUGUUAAAUCGAGGCGUUUCUGUGAUGGACGUACCUCGUCAUUGUUCUGUCAAAAUCUUAAAACCUAAAAUCUUGAGUAAAAUUGGUGGUUCUGGUGCUGAUGAUGUUGAUAUUGCUUGGAUAGAAGUAUGUAAAUGUCUAGGUGGGAUACUAGCGUUUCAUCCGUUUAAAACAACCAAUCAAGAUGAGUUUAGUCAACUUUUCCGUUGUUGUCGUGUGGUUUAUCAAAGUGAUGAGUUCAUCACAAAAUCAACCAAUACUCACAAACAUAAGAAAAUUAUCAUGAAAAAUGUUACAUGUAAAAAAUCUUCGGUGGUUCAUAAUGUGAAAGAAAAAAAUGUGGAUAUAAAAGAAACAAACGGUUUUUAUGAUACUGAAAUAACUGAUCCAUUAAGACGACUUCUUCUUACUCCACUUAUAGAACAAGAUCAAAAAAGAAAUUCUAAUCAACCUGGAACAUCGUCUUCGCUUUUUUCCUCUUCUACUUCUACAUCGUUACAAGCAACUAAUUUAAUUAAUUUAACACAGAAAUUAUCUUGUAAAGCUAAACAGUUAGAUAUUACAAAAGAGCAAUUUAUUCAAAUGAUUUUUGAUAUUUUGGCUUCAUCCAAAUCAAAUGAUGAAGUACAAGAAGAGUUAUUUGAAUUGAUUGGAUUGGAUUGUGUCGAUGUGAUUUUUGAUCUGAUCAGUCGCCGUGCUGAGUGGACAAAUGUUUAUUUUACAACGGAAGGAUCUUCUGAACAGAAUGAUGCAAUACAAUCCGAACAAAUUAAAAAUGAUGAUGUAAACAAUUCCAAUGUUUCAUUAAUUGAAAAACUUUUCGCUGAUCCAUUGACUGCGUCUAAUACACGUCAAGCAAGAAUUGAAGAGAAUGCAUUGAAAACCAUGGAACGUUUACGUAAAGCUUUGAAUAAUCGAUCAUCCGGAUCUCAGUCAAAUGAUAAUGAUUUACCUCAUGUUUAUGAUGCAUCAGCUAAAUUACGAAAAAAUUCUAUUAUGACAGAUACUUCUAAACUUUUAUUACCGGAAAAUGUGAAAUAUCAACAGUUGGCACUAUGUGAUCAAGUCGAAUUUCCUUUAUCCGCUAAGCCGCCGGAAGAUAUACUGAACGUGAAGCGGGUUAAAAUUAGCUCUUUAGAUGAAAUUGGUCAAAUGGUAUUUCAUGGGAUGAAAGAAUUAAAUUUAAUCCAGUCAGUCGUCUAUCCACUUGCUUAUCAUACAUCAGAAAAUCUUUUAAUCUCAGCUCCAACUGGUGCGGGUAAAACAAAUGUUGCACUGCUUACUAUUGUUCAAUUACUUCGUACUUAUAUGAAAGAGGAUAAUGUUUUAGACUUGAAAGCGUUUAAAAUUGUUUAUUUAGCUCCAAUGAAAGCGUUGGCAGCUGAAAUGGCCGAUACGUUUUCAAAACGUCUUAGUCCUUUAGGAGUACAUGUUAGAGAAUGUACUGGUGAUAUGCACUUAAGUAAACAAGAGUUACUUGAAACUCAGAUGCUUGUUAGUACACCAGAAAAAUGGGAUGUUAUCUCACGUAAAGGUACUGGGGAUGCCAAUUUAGUUAAAUUAGUCAAACUACUUAUUAUUGAUGAAGUUCAUUUAUUACAUGAAGAACGUGGUGCUGUUAUUGAAGCCUUAGUUGCACGUACUCUUCGACAAGUUGAAAGUUCACAAACGAUGAUCCGAUUAGUUGGUCUAUCAGCUACUCUACCGAAUUAUAUCGAUGUGGCUCGAUUUCUAUGCGUAAAUUUACAACGUGGUUUAUUCUAUUUCGAUUCACGUUUUCGACCUGUACCAUUGGCCAUGUCAUUUAUUGGUAUUCGUGGAUCAAAUCGAAAAGUCCAAGAUUUAAAUAUGAGUACAAUUUGUUAUGAGAAAGUUUUGGAACAAGUUAAACAAGGUGAACAGGUGAUGGUAUUUGUUCAUUCACGUGGUGAUACAUUUCGAACAGCUCGUGCUCUUCGUACAUCUGCUCAGCAACUUAAUCAUAUGAUGUAUUUUAGAAAUAAUGAUAGUUCAACUAUAAAAAUCUGUUUAAAAAAGAUACAAAAAUCAUCUGAUUCUACUAUUAAAGACCUAGUACCUGAUGGUUUUGCUUGUCAUCAUGCUGGAAUGUUACGCGUUGAUCGAACUCUUGUUGAAAAGCUAUUUGCAGAUGGUCAUAUACGUGUACUUGUUUGUACUGCAACCUUAGCAUGGGGUGUUAAUCUGCCAGCACAUGCUGUUAUUAUUAAAGGUACACGUGUUUAUAAAGCGGAAAAAUCAGAUUUUGUCAAUUUAGAUAUAUUGGAUGUUUUACAAAUAUUUGGUCGUGCUGGUCGACCACAAUUUGAUACUCACGGUCAAGCUACUUUAAUAACUAAUCAAGAAUCACUAGCCCAUUAUUUACGUUUCAUAACAAAUCAAGGUCCGAUUGAAAGUAAUUUACUCACUAAUUUACAUGAUCAUUUAAAUGCUGAGAUUUCUUUGGGUACAGUUUCUAAUAUUGAUGAAGCUGUAACAUGGUUGAGUUACACGUAUUUAUUUAUACGACUAAGACAAAAUCCACUGAAUUAUGGAUUAACUACAGCUGUUCUUGAACGUGAUCCUGAUCUAGUUGAAUUCUUAGGUCGUGUUGUGCGUACUUGUGCUACCGACUUAGAUUGUGCUGAAAUGGUUCGUUACGAGCCAGCUACUGGUCAAUUAGCAUCAACAGAUCGUGGACGUACGGCUAGCUUAUUUUAUAUACGUUAUGAAACCGCAGCUAUGGUUAAAGAUGCCUUAGAACCAACAAUGAUGAUUCCACAAAUAUUUGCUAUGUUAAGUGAAGCAUCAGAAUUCGCAUCAAUGAAGGUACGUGAAGAGGAAGGCACUGAAUUAAUUGAUAUUAAGAAUAAAGUUUGUCAUUUACCGAUUCAGCAAGCUGGCACAGUUGAUACAGAUGUUAUUGCAAAAGUGAAUGCACUAUUACAAGGUUACAUAAGUCGUCAUAAUCCCAGUUGUCAUUCACUUUCAUCUGAUAUGAAUUUUGUUCAACAAAAUGCUGGACGUUUAGUUAGAUAUCUUUUCGAAAUUUCAUUGCGUCAAGGUUGGUCACAAUGUGCCACGAUAACAUUGACUUUGGCUAGAAUGUUUGAACAAAGAUUAUGGAAUGACCAAAGUCCAUUGUGGCAAUUUGUAGAAAAUGGUAAACAACGGUUAAUUCAACGUGUUGAAGAACUCCAAUUCUCAGUUGAUCGCAUUCGUGAAACUGAUGUCAAUGAAUUAGCUUACCUCUUUCACUACCAAGGAAAAGACGGUGCUCGCGAAAUUCGACGUUUAGCUUUCUAUGUACCAAAAGUACAAUUGGCUGUAGAAUCACAACCUAUUACACGUACCAUUCUUCGUGUUAAGCUUACAAUUGAGCCAGAUUUUACUUGGUCAAAUCAAAUUCAUGGAUUACAGCAAUCAUAUUGGGUAUGGAUUGAAGAUCCUGAUCAAGGUGUUAUAUUUCAUUCAGAAUAUUGGACAUUGACUAAACGCAUGUUCAAUUCAAAAACCCCACAAAUUUUAAAUUUCACUAUUCCAUUGUAUGAACCUUAUCCAACUCAAUAUUUUGUUCGUAUUCUCAGUGACUGUUGGCUUGGAACUGAUUCAACCUGUCCAAUUUCAUUGAAACGUCUCAUUCUACCGAGUAGUGAUCCACCUCAUACAGAUUUACUUAAAUUACAACCAUUACCAGUGACAGCCUUGAAAAAUGCUAAUUAUGAGUUAUUAUAUAACUUUCCAUAUUUUAAUCCUAUACAAACUCAAUUAUUUCAUACAUUAUAUCAUCAAAAUGUCAAUGUACUGUUAGGUGCACCUACGGGUUCCGGCAAAACUGUUGCUGCUGAAUUAGCCAUUUUUCGUGUAUUUAAUGAAUACCCGAAACAAAAAUGUGUGUAUAUUGCUCCAUUGAAAGCACUUGUACGUGAACGUAUUGAUGAUUGGAAUAUUCGAAUCGGCCAAAAAUUAAAGAAACGAGUUGUUGAAUUAACUGGUGAUAUCACUCCAGAUAUUAAACAGUUACUACGAUCUGAUUUAAUAGUUACUACACCUGAGAAAUGGGAUGGUAUUUCACGAUCAUGGCAGCAUAGAUCAUAUGUUCGUCAAGUUGCAUUAAUUAUUAUUGAUGAAAUUCAUUUACUUGGCGAAGAACGAGGUCCUGUACUGGAAGUUCUUGUUUCUCGAGCAAAUUACAUCGCAAAUCAACUUGGUCAACCAAUUAGAAUUAUUGGUUUGUCUACAGCGUUAGCCAAUGCACCAGAUCUGGCUGCAUGGUUACAUGUUCCAUUCACUAUGACUUCCAUUGCAGAGGUUGCUUCGAUUUCUGGCACUAGUUAUGGAUUAACUGGUAGAGGUUUAUUUAAUUUUCGACCAUCUGUCAGACCAGUUCCUUUGGAAGUUCAUAUACAGGGUUAUCCAGGUAGACAUUAUUGUCCACGUAUGGCUACCAUGAAUAGGCCAAUUUUUCAAGCAAUUAAUAGUCAUUCUCCGAAUAAACCUGUCCUAAUAUUUGUAUCAAGUCGUCGACAAACUAGAUUAACCGCUUUGGAUUUGGUUAGCUAUGUUGCAGCUUCUGAUAAUUCCAAAUGUUGGUUACAUAUGAAACCAGAAGAAAUGGAAUCAAUUUGUGAAAAUAUACAAGAAACAAAUUUACGUUUAACUUUAACCUUCGGUAUUGGUUUACAUCAUGCUGGUUUACAGAAUAAAGACCGUUCAUUAGUCGAAGAGUUAUUCACAAAUCGAAAAAUACAAAUUUUAAUCGCUACUUCAACAUUAGCUUGGGGUGUCAAUUUCCCAGCUCAUUUGGUCAUUGUCAAAGGUACCGAAUAUUAUGACGGGAAAACAAAAACCUAUGUGGAUUAUCCAAUUACUGAUGUUCUUCAAAUGAUGGGACGUGCUGGACGUCCACAAUUCGAUGAUCGAGGCAAAGCUGUAAUUAUGGUGCAAAAUUCAAAGAAAACGUUUUAUAAAAGAUUUCUAUAUGAACCAUUUCCUGUAGAAAGUUAUUUACUACAUGUACUGCCAGAUCAUUUGAAUGCGGAAAUAGUAGCUGGUACAAUAACGACUAUGCAAGAAGCUUUAGAUUAUUUAACGUGGACAUUCUUUUUUCGACGAUUAUACUCAAAUCCAUGUUAUUACGGUCUAGAAAGUUGCGAUACAAAAUCGGUGAAUAAUUUCUUAUCUGGGCUUAUUACAAAUGCAUGUGACCAGUUACGAGAUUCUUCAUGUUUACAAUAUGAUCAAACUGAUCACAAUCAGUAUGUACUGAUACCAACUACUCUUGGUCGUUUGGCGUCAUAUUAUUAUUUAUCACACUUAACUAUGAAAUUAUUUACCACAACAAUUCAGUCAACAUCGAGUAUCCAUGAUUUAUUGAGAAUAUUAUCAAGUGCACAUGAAUACUUCCUAUUACCUGUACGACAUAAUGAGGAUGAAAUGAAUAAACUAUUAGCCAAUGAAUUGCCUUUACCACCUAUCGGUCCAAUGAAUUCUCCACAUACAAAAGCACAUUUAUUAUUUCAAGCUCAUUUUUCUCGUAUUAAAGAAUUGCCGAUUAUUGAUUAUCGUACAGAUACACAAUCGAUUUUAGAUCAAGCUAUUCGAAUAUUACAAGCAAUGUUGGACGUUAGUGCUGAAUGUGGUUGGCUUCGUACAAGUUUAAAUUGUAUAAUUUUAAUGCAAAUGAUUACACAAGGCUUAUGGGUUGAAGAAUACGCCAGUAGUAUUUUACAGUUACCGAAAAUAACCAGUGAACAUUUGGAUUAUUUCAGAUGUGAUCAUAAUCCUAACAUAAGUUCAUUACCAGAACUUAUUGAUUAUGUGGCUGGUUCACCUAACCUAUUAGAUUCCAUGCUACAAGGUCAUGUUGAAUCCGAUGUUAUCAAUAGUGUUAAAAAGGCGGUUAGACAACUACCUAUUGUUGAAAUACACUCAUGUUUAGUUGGUCCUGAUCCAUCUGUCUCAUUGUCGUCAUCAUCACCAACACAACUAUCUCAGCCAGUUAGAGUAUUUAAAAUAAAUACUAUUGGACAAAGUUCAAAUUGUCUAGAUGUAUAUGCUGAAACGGAGUAUCUUCUUCGUAUACAACUAAUACGAUCUUCUAUUGAUCAGACAAGUGGAAAUAAGCCAGUUAUGACUGGAUCUUUAAUCAAAUCGAAAUCAUACGAAGGUUGGUUUCUUCUAUUGGGUAAUUGUGAAGUCAAUAAAAAUUAUGGUGGUAAUUUAUUAACAUUGAAACGUGUCCCACCACAAUCAAUGACAAUACUUAAAAAAGACAAAAUGAACUCUUUGAAUAAUACUCGGAAACAUUUUAUCAAUAUACUUGUGAAAUUCCCACUACCAUUAACAUUGUUACGUAAUACCAAUGGUAAUAAUAAUGGUACUACUAUUAAUGAUAUCGAAGUGAAACAAUCUUAUCAAUUAACAUUAUUUUUAAUGUCUGAUACUUAUUUAGGCUUAGAUCAACAGAUUGAAUUAUUUUUUAAUGUAAUGUGUAAACCACCUACUCAGAUUAAUCAUGAUGAUAAAAAUGAUAAUGAUGAUAUUGAUGAAUUGGAAUAUGAUAAAGGUUAGUGCCGAUACUGUCGAAAUAUCAAGGUAUAUAUAUAUAUAUAUAUAUAUAUAUAUGAUGUAACCAUAUUUAGGUAUGAUGAUUACACGUGUAACUAUGUAUGAUUUGAGUGUUUGUUGACCAUACCAACGAUGAGUUAUUUUAUGUAGUACAAUAAGAAUUCAAUAAUUUAGUCUUUCAUUUAAAGUGUGAAUAUCUUUCUCUUUUUUUUUUCUUGUUCUGUAUAAAAUUUGCUCAAAUCCAAAUGGAUCGAUGUUAGUGAAUAGUGUUUCAUAUAAAAUUUUAUCGCUUAUCCCCUUUAUGUUGUAUUGUAUUUUUCAACAGUAUUUUCUUCUUCCUUUUCUUUCUGAAAAAAUUAUUCUUACCGCUUAUUACAGUUUAUUUUCUCAUCUGUUCUAUCGUUUUAUCUUGUAAAUUUAAUUGAAAUGUUAUAAAUUUCAUGGUUUGAA